Molecule: messenger RNA, 4803 nt
Organism: Gadus macrocephalus (Pacific cod)
Lineage: Eukaryota; Metazoa; Chordata; Actinopteri; Gadiformes; Gadidae
Gene: grin2db
Product: glutamate receptor ionotropic, NMDA 2D
Exons: 12
Coding region: 1-4803 (1600 amino acids)
Biological process (GO): long-term synaptic potentiation; monoatomic ion transport; synaptic transmission, glutamatergic
Cellular component (GO): plasma membrane; NMDA selective glutamate receptor complex; postsynaptic membrane
Molecular function (GO): transmitter-gated monoatomic ion channel activity involved in regulation of postsynaptic membrane potential; NMDA glutamate receptor activity
Source: RefSeq, a predicted model, not a curated record
AUGUUUCCUGUUAAUCACAUCUGGGCACACCGCACUAUCAUCUUCAUGGAGGACAGCUCAUGCUGGUGCUCAAGCGAUGACAUCAUCAUCAUCAUCAUUGCGUUUCAGGUGCGUUUGAUUGGCCCCCACCCCGCCCACGGCCGCUCCGCUCUGACCCCCCCCCCUGUGGUGUGUUCCCCCCAGGUAGGCUGGUGGGAGAACGGGGCGCUGAGGCUCCGCUACCCGGCCUGGUCCCGCUACGGGCCCUUCCUCAAGCCCCCGGACGACGCCCAGCACCUGCGGGUGGUCACCUUGGAGGAGCGGCCCUUCGUCAUCGUGGAGCUGGCGGACCCCGCCUCAGGCACCUGCAUCCGGGACUCGGUGCCCUGCAGAAGGCCCCUCAACGCAAGUUCUAUCCAAGAGGGCGUGGCCCCCAUGAAGCAGUGCUGUAAGGGCUUUUGCAUCGAUAUCCUCAAGAGAUUGGCCAAGAUCGUUGGCUUCACUUAUGACCUUUACCUCGUGACCAAUGGGAAGCAUGGGAAGAAAAUUGAUGGAGUAUGGAACGGCAUGAUUGGAGAGGUUGUGUACAAGAGAGCGGACAUGGCCAUCGGCUCUCUGACCAUCAACGAGGAGAGGUCAGAGGUCGUGGACUUCUCCGUUCCCUUCGUGGAGACGGGUAUCAGCGUCAUGGUCUCUCGUAGCAAUGGCACCGUUUCGCCUUCGGCUUUUCUAGAGCCCUACAGUCCGGCUGUGUGGGUGAUGAUGUUUGUCAUGUGCCUGACCGUGGUGGCUGUGACCGUGUUCAUCUUCGAGUUCUUCAGCCCCGUGGGCUACAACCGCAGUCUUCGGAGCGGAAAGAAGACCGGUGGCUCCACCUUCACCAUCGGGAAGUCAGUGUGGUUGCUAUGGGCCAUCGUUUUCAACAACUCGGUGCCAGUGGAAAACCCCAGAGGAACCACCAGCAAGAUCAUGGUGCUGAUCUGGGCCUUCUUCGCUGUCAUCUUCCUGGCCUCCUACACUGCCAACCUGGCCGCCUUCAUGAUCCAGGAAGAAUACAUCGACACAGUGUCUGGCCUCUCAGACAAAAAGUUCCAGCAUCCCGAGGAGCAGUACCCACCUCUCAAGUUUGGCACGGUGCCCAACGGGAGCACGGAGAAGAACAUCCGCUCCAACUACCCGGACAUGCACCAGUACAUGGUCAAGUACAACCAGAGAGGGGUGGAAGACGCCAUACACAAUCUCAAGACCGGGAAGCUGGAUGCGUUUAUUUAUGAUGCUGCAGUACUGAACUAUAUGGCCAGGAAGGACGAGGGUUGUAAGGUGAUGACCAUAGGCUCGGGGAAGGUUUUUGCCACCACAGGCUACGGUAUCGCCCUGCACAAGAACUCACGCUGGAAACGUCCUCUUGACCUGGCCCUGCUGCAGCUGGUGGGAGACGAUGAGAUUGAGAUGCUGGAGCGCCUCUGGCUGUCGGGUAUCUGCCACAACGACAAGAUCGAGGUGAUGAGCAGCAAGCUGGACAUCGACAACAUGGCCGGUGUCUUCUACAUGCUGCUGGUGGCCAUGGGCCUCAGCCUGCUGGUGUUUGCCUGGGAGCACCUGGUCUACUGGAGGCUGCGCCACUGCAUGGCGACCAGCUCCGGCAAGCUGGACUUCCUCCUGGCCAUCAGCAGAGGCAUGUACAGCUGCUGCAGCUUUGAAGACGAAACCACGCCAGGGGGCGCUAAGUCUCUGCCUCAUCACCACGGGGCCAUGGUGGCCAUGCCGCCGCAGCAGCACGUGGUCAACACUUCCGUCAGCAACCAGGCCAUCGCCAUGGCUCAGCAGCAGCAGCAGGUACCCCAGGCCCAGCAGCAGCCACCACAGCCCGUCUACAAAACCCCACUCCCAGGGUCGCCUCCCACUGUGGUGCACACCGGGACUUCGCUGGGUCCGCCCAUCACCCCGCUCGCUGGGGCGCCUCUUCCCUGCAGCACCUUUCUUCCGCGGCCCGACCGCAGGCUUGCUGUGGUGGAUCGCUGGAGGUUGCCUAAGUCUGCUGCCGCCACCAACCCCAUGGCUGUGGUGCGGGGGCCGGCCAUCCCGGACAUGGGCCCCUUUUCUCAAAAAGUGCCCCCGAACUGGGCCCAGACUGCUGGAGGUGGUGGGGGGCUAGACGGCUAUAAGAGAUAUUAUGGUCCCAUUGACCCUGAGGGACUGGGGCCCUGCAUGGAGCAGCAAGCAGGGUCCCAGACCCCCAAGACUAUACCAAGGGGCCACCCCCAGCCCCCUCCAGCCAGUGUGGCCUUCUACUCAGAGAAGGGCAUGGACCAUGGAUUGGGGAAGAGGGUGGUGGGAGGUGGCGGUGGAGGUCAGGGGAAAGGGGCCGCUAAGCCUCUGGGCACUCCCAGACUGCCUGCUAAGAGCCAGGCCCCUCUACCUCCUAACCCCCCGCUGCCACAUCCCUCUCCCCCUCUCCCCUCAUCCUUCUGGAGGAAGCGCAGGCCAAAGAAGCCCAAGGAGCCUGGGGGCCCUUUGUACGAGAACAUUCUACCCCUGGGGCGGAGGGGAGGAGGGAGGGACGGAGUGAGGGACGGAGGAGGGCGGAGGGCACGCCCCCUCUCUCCUCCUCUCUCACUCCCCGUGCCCGUUCCCCUCAGCCCCUCCUACACCGCGCCCUCGCCCUCGGCCUCGCUGCCGUACACGUCCACGUCCUCCUCCUCCGACACCUCCACCACCUCCACCUCCUCCUCGGCCUCCUCCUCCCGCUCCACGUCGCCCACCUACUCCUGCAGCUCCUCGCGGAGCACGCGGGACCGGGCCGGCGGGAUGGACGGAGACGAGGACGAGGACGAGGACGAGGAGCUGACGGAGGAGUCCAGCCUGCUCCUGGGGCGGGGCAGGGACGGGGAGCGCUCGGCCGCCCGACCGCGCUCCUUCAGCCAAGGCCGCCUGCCCCCGCCCGUGCCGCCCCGCAAGCCCCGGACCUCCUGGGGGGACAGGGAGGCGGGCAGGCGGGACCGCGAGAGGGAGAGAGGGGGGAGCCAGCUGUCCCAGCUGCAGGAGUGGUGGGCCGGCUGGAGCGAGAGGGAGCGGGACCGGGGCGGCACCGGGGGGGAGACGGACAGGCAGAAGAGGGAGAGGAAGAGGAGGAAAGACAAGGAGAAGGAGAAGAAGAAGAAGAAGAAGAACAAAAAGCGGAAAAAGAGGGAGGAGCGGGAGAGGGAGCGAGAGAGGGAGAGGAAGCGGCGGAAGGUGAAAAAGAAGAUGAAAAAGGCGAUGAAAACCAAGAAGAGGAAGAAGUCCACCGGAGGCAAGCGCUCGGAGCCCGAGGAGGGGGACGGGGAGGCGGGGAGGGAGGGGGACGCCGAGGGGGACAGGGAGGGCGGGCUGCAGGACUACUCCUCCUUCUCCACCCAGUACCGGAGCUCCUUCGGGGAGAAGGGCCGCGACACCGGCUGGGAGGGCGAGCGAGGCCGCCGAGAAGGGGCGGGCGAGGAAGGGGACGACCGGGAAGGCGAGGACGGCGUCCGGAGCCGGCGGCCCAAGUCCUCGCACUCCCGCCAUCGAACGCCCAGCAAGCGCUACCCCAACCUUAACAAGCUGCCCGCCUCCGUCAAGUUCUGGGUGACGGGCAACGCGGGCGCCGAGGACGCCAACGCCGCCCCCACCUGCCUCCACCCGCUCCUCCCGUCCUCCAAGCGGCGGAGGAGCGGCGAGUCGGGCCGGGGGGACGAGGGGGGCCGGGGCGGCGAGCGGCGGCCCCUGCUCACACACUUCGAGAGGGACCGGACGCCCACGCGGGAGGGGCCGUCCUACCAGGAGUGGGACUCGGAGGACGAGCCGGGGGCCGAGGGGGACGAGGACGAGGAGGAGAGGGGCCGCAUGGGGGGGCGCGGGGAGGAGCGGGUCAGGAGGGGGGGCGGCCGCGGCGCCGUGUCCGAGUCGGAGCGGGACAGGGCCCGGGCCGAGGAGAGCUACUCCGACGAGGGCUCGUCGGGCGAGUUCGGCCGCUUCGAGCGGGAGAAGGGGGGCAGCGUCAACAGCCGGGACGACUCCCUGCUGGGGACCCGGGCCGAGGGGUGGGUCGGGGAGGACUUCUGGAGCUCGGGGCCCGGCGUGGGCUGGGGGUCAGGGGGAGGAAGUGGAGGGCUGGGCUCUCAGUGGCCCCAGCCGCCCACCGCCCUCCCCCCCCCGAGACGCUACUGGUCCAUGGACAAGAUCCCCAUGAAGGGAGACAAGAAGAGCGGCGGGGGCAAGGGCAGGGGCCGGUCCCGGGACAGAGGGGAGCAGGAGGCAGGGGGCUCCACCCUGUGCUCCUGUAGCCUGUACCCCCACCCCCACCCUUACCCGCACCCCCACAGCCGCUCCCACGCCUCCCAGUCCAGGAGGGGACCCACGGCCCUGUCCCACAGCCAGGAGGAGCUGCUCCCCCACUGCCACAGCUUCAGCGGGGGGAUCCGCCCCAAGCCCCUGCCUCCUAAACCCGAGCCUGGCCAGGCCAAGUCAUGCAGCCAGUCCAACCUCAGCCUCAGCGCACAGCCCUCAGACCACCCACCCCAGCCGUCGCCCUCGUCCCCCCAGCAGGCCGCCGUGUCGCCCUCCUCCCUUCCAGUGCCCAUCCCCCCUCCGCCCUCCACCUCUUCCAUCUCCGCCUCCUCCGGGGGGGGCAUGGCGGGCCCGGGACAAGCUCAGGCGGCGGCGAGUGCUAAGCUCCAGUACCAGAGACUGCGUUCGGUGCCCCAGCCCCGGCGCUUCUACUCCCCUCACCUGCCACUCAAAGCGAAGAGCCUGUGCUCCCGGCGAGGCUCCGCCCACUUCUCCAGCCUCGAGAGCGAGGUAUGA